AUGGAUAAUUGUGAAUUGAUCUUAAAUUUUGUAACCCAAGGACCUACCGUUGGUAACCAGAGUAUUAGAUCCAAACUUAAGGAAGUACGCGGAAGCUGGAAAGAAAAAAAUAGAGUUCGUAAGUCUUUGAAAAAAGAAAUUAAGAAAAAUUCUGGAAAUAAUGAUGCGUCUCUUAUAUCCACUAACGUCGAGGCAAGAAGCAAAGCUAAUGUCCUACCAGAAAAGCAAAAUUCUAAACAACAAUCUAAUCAAACUAAUAAAUAUUCAAAUAAUGGUGGUGAUAACGAAACACCUAAUCAAUUUAAUAAACAUUUAAAUAGCGAUUCAAAUAGUAAACCACAAAUAAUAUCAUCAAUUUUCACUUGUAAUCCUGAAAUUGUUGAUAUUCAUGAAAACAAAAUAUCAACAAGGAAUACUGCACAUUACGAACCAAGCAAUGCUCCAAUUAAUGACGGUUCAUUUAUUGGCAUGGGUUUGAAUGUUGACCUCGUCACCAACGUGAAAGAUAAGCUUGGAGUCGAAAAGCCAACCAAUGUCCAAAAGAAAGUCAUCCCAAUUUUAUUAUCUUUAAUUCAAAAUAAUGAUGACACUAGCAAUAAAGAUAUAGACGUUGUCUUACAAGCAGAAACCGGUUCCG
Messenger RNA from Racocetra persica, 637 nucleotides. The record is from the annotation of a GenBank genome assembly. Lineage: Eukaryota; Fungi; Glomeromycota; Glomeromycetes; Diversisporales; Gigasporaceae.